Messenger RNA from Nicotiana tabacum (common tobacco), 2118 nucleotides. The record is from RefSeq and is a predicted model, not a curated record. Lineage: Eukaryota; Viridiplantae; Streptophyta; Magnoliopsida; Solanales; Solanaceae.
GCAAGUGAAGAUCUCAUUAUCCUCAAUUCUCCCGAACUCUGUUCCUCUUCCCAUGCAUGUCCGCUCCCUCUGCUUCACUCUGAUCUAUUCUUCAAACAUACCCCAAUUUUGAUUCCAUUUUUUUGACUCAUUCUUCUCUGCAUGCUUUCCUUCUUCCUUAAUUUCACCACUGAUUAUUUCUCUCCCUUUUCCUACGUACAAAAUGGAGCUUUUUCCAGUUUCCUCUGUCUUUCUAAAAAAAACAAAAGAAAUCUUCUGAAAUAGAAAAGUCUGUGGAGUUGAUGAAUUCAAAUCUUUUUGCAUGUUUUUGAAAUUAAAAUAUUUUCAUUAGACAAAUGACUCUGACUUGGAAUUAAAUUUAGUACUCCAACUAGAUUUGAUUACAUGGACGAAAGCAAAGACGAUGACGCACGUGCAUGGGAUCAGAAUCCGAGUAGCACACAACCUGUUCGACAAAAUCAAUCCAAAAGCCACCAGCUGAGAACAUAUACAGGGACGCACCCCAAGUGUGGGCCCCACCACCACCAGCUCCGCAAUAAUUGGAGCCUCGAUGAUGGCAUCACUAAUCACAAUCAUAAUUAUGGUUUGCCGCAAGAGGAUUAUUUAUCAAAUGAUAUUAAGGGCUCCUCCGAUUUGAUUAAUCAAAAGAUUGAAGGUAUUGGGCUGGCGGCGGAUGGUUCAGAUGAUAAGAAUCAUGAAUUGCCAUUGCCGGAGUUUGAAGGAACUGGUGGUGGACUUGGAAUCUUUAAAGUCCCAGUUCGUGCCCCUCUUCAUCCUGCACGUCCUUCUUGCCUUGAGCUCAGGCCACACCCCCUCAAAGAAACCCAGGUUGGGAAAUUUUUGAGGACCAUUGCCUGUACAGAGACACAACUAUGGGCAGGGCAAGAAUCUGGGGUAAGAGUGUGGAAUUUUUCAGAUCAGUAUGAGCCUGGAAUGGGAGCUGGAGGUCGUGCAAGGAGAGGGGAUGAGGAUGCAGCACCAUUUUAUGAGUCGGCUGAUAUGUCACCCGCAUUAUGUUUGAUGGUUGAUUCUGGGAAUGAGUUGAUCUGGAGUGGGCAUAAGGAUGGCAAGAUUAGGUCUUGGAGAAUGGACCAGCCUAGUUCUGAUGAUUCCCCUUUCAAGGAAGGCCUCUCCUGGCAGGCUCAUCGUGGUCCCGUUCUUUCAAUGGUGAUAUCUUCUUAUGGUAAUUCAAUGUUUAUCANUGGGAUGAUUUGGAGUGGAUGUUCAAAUGGCUUACUUGUGCAGUGGGAUGGAAAUGGCAAUCGUUUGCAAGAUUUCCAUCAUCAUCCUUGCGCUGUUCUUUGCUUAUGUGCUCAUGGUUCUCGAAUAUGGGUUGGCUAUGUAAGUGGUAUGGUACAGGUCCUGGACCUUGAAGGGAACUUGCUAGCUGGUUGGGUUGCUCACAACAGGCCUGUAAUAAAAAUGGCAGUCGGGGAUGACUAUGUUUUUAGCUUAGCUAAUCAUGGAGGUAUACGUGGAUGGGCCCUCGCCACUCCAGGACCUAUUGAUAACAUAUUACUAUCAGAAAGAGCUGAGAAAAAAUAUUUAUACACCAGAAGAUAAUNCGAUAAUUUUAGGAUUUUGGUAGGUACGUGGAACGUUGGUGAAGGAAAAGCGUCACAGGAAGCACUGGCAACUUGGCUGGGUUCUGCAAUUUUGGAUGUUGGGAUUGUAGUAAUUGGUUUGCAAGAAGUAGAAAUGGGAGCAGGGUUUCUUGCAAUGUCUGCUGCAAAAGAAACUGUAGGACUAGAAGGAACUUCUAGUGGGCAAUGGUGGCAGGAUGCAAUAGGAAAAACUUUGGACGAAGGAUCAACUUUCGAAAGGGUAGGAUCAAGGCAACUAGCUGGCUUGCUUAUUGCUAUCUGGGUGAGAAAAACUCUUAGAGCACAUGUCGGGGACCUUGACGUUGCGGCAGUUGCAUGUGGUUUAGGACGUGCAUUUGGUAAUAAGGGUGGAGUUGGUCUGCGGUUAAGAGUACUUGAUCGGAUUAUGUGCUUUGUGAACUGUCACUUCGCAGCACAUUUAGAAGCAGUCAACCGCCGCAAUGCUGAUUUUGACCAUAUAUAUAGAACAAUGGCUUUCACUCGAUCUUCUAACCUUCUGGACAAUGCUGCUGGU